Messenger RNA from Aspergillus ruber CBS 135680, 1528 nucleotides. RefSeq lists its product as uncharacterized. NCBI's taxonomy places the organism in Eukaryota, Fungi, Ascomycota, Eurotiomycetes, Eurotiales, Aspergillaceae. The coding region runs from base 340 to 1095 and encodes 251 amino acids. The record is from RefSeq and is a predicted model, not a curated record. The transcript has 3 exons.
ACUAUGUACACACUCCGUACACGUACUCAGUGGCAUACCGAUUGUCAUCGCAUGAUAUUCUCCGACUGCCAGCCAUCUUCACGUGACAUUUUUCUUCGCCGGUUCCGGUUCGGCCGGUUUCCGUCCCUGUUUAUGGCUCCGUGUCUGACCGCCUUCCGGAUCCGGCUGUGUCAGUUCCAGCUUCAACAUACUACUCCGUACAAACUACUGCCCGGUUCACCUUCGUCAACUUCACUACUCUUGCACCUCUUAUUCAUCGGUUUCUAUAACCAGGAAAGCAGUCUCGUCGCUGUUAUCUACUGUAUCCACAGCUUGACAUCACCUUAAUUUCCCUGUGGCAUGAACGAUCCUGUCAGCGAACCGUCUCUUCCCCCGCGUAGUUCACCGCGCAGUCGUCUGUCUAUCUCGGAACAUCGUCGUUCAGCAUUGGCCGGCUUGAAUCCAAACAUGGCCGACUCUAUCGUUGGCGAAUCCGAUCCCCGGCCCUCGUCCAGGACCCGUGCGAGCAAUGGCGGCAGUCCGAUCUUGGCCACCACCGGCGAUCCACACCACCACCGCACUCCCUCACUAGGAGAAUUGCAUCAGGAGCUCGAGCAAGAACAGGAAGCUCAAGUGAACCGACUGCUACAGAUGAUUCGGUCCCAGCAGACCCAACUCCAGCAACUUCAGCAACAGCAGCAACCGCAGUCCUCUGGAACCACUAUUGUCGACGAGACUACCCCACAUUCCGAUUCUACGCCAUUCCCACCAAUCCCGCCACUCUCCACGGCAAGUGGCCGAACUUCCACCCAAUUAGUAUCCCCCUCGUUCUCCAGUCGUCGGCAGUCUCGGCCGUCUAGUCAGGCCGCCUCCCCUAGUCUCCGACCGCAAUCUUCCCUGCACCAUCUGCGCGGACCCCCGGAAGGACUGGAAGCACUUGCGGGCACCAGUGACAACGCCGCGUCUCGGAGUAACAGCAGAGAUGAGUGUGCUUUCUAUCAGGCAGAAGCAGCCAUGCUUUCUCGAGAAAAUCAGAUGUUGCGUCAGCGAAUCAGGGAUUUAGAGCGACAAGUUGCGUCCCAAAUCCAGCCCGACUCGGUAGUCGACAAGACUUGAUUUAGGCAAAAUACAAGAUACCAAGACAAAAAAAAAGAGACAGGGCGGUGUACAAGGUCUUAAUGACAUCAUUCCAUCUUCCCCAGAUUUGGCAUCAACAAUUCUCCGCGGCACCUUCUAGAUUCCAUCCCAUACUACCUAACGGUACAACAUACACAAAUAAAUACCCAUGUUCGCCAUGUGCCAUGUGAGAUGAACCCGAACCUGGCUGUACAAGUUAUCUGUGUACCCCCUAUUCAUGUGUUUGCGUCUCACAAACGCCCACAAGGUGAAGAGGUGAGCAGAUACCACCAGUAUGAUAUGGUGAGAUUUGUUCGGGCUGAAGAGUAUCACUAGGCUACAUGAUUAUACCCUGUUUGAUUAGUGUUUUUUGUACGUAUACAAUAGGUCCUGCUACAUCAACACAAACAUAAUUUUCUACUUUAAUAUCUAG